Halichondria panicea is the source of this 4330-nucleotide messenger RNA. Its product is annotated as centrosomal protein of 295 kDa-like. The transcript has 16 exons. Bases 138 to 4238 code for a protein of 1366 amino acids. The record is from RefSeq and is a predicted model, not a curated record. Gene Ontology annotation, molecular function: microtubule binding. Lineage: Eukaryota; Metazoa; Porifera; Demospongiae; Suberitida; Halichondriidae.
UGGAUUGUGGUGAUUGGUUGCAAUUAUUGCUGAUUCAGCAAUGUUUGAAACAUAAACACGCCUCCUUAUUUUGUACUUUUGACCUUUUUGGCUUUUUGGCUUCAAGAACUUAACCAGGAACAAGACACAUCAUAUCCAUGACUACUACUAAAAGAAGGCCUUUCUGUCACCCUAGUCCAAAUGAAGAGACGUACCUUCGUCAGUUAAAGCUAGAGGAGCGUCGCAAGGCCCGACUGCUCCAGGUGAGAGAGCAGGAGAAAAGACUAGCCCGACAACUUAGAGAGAAGGUGAAGACAAAGAGAAAGACGGAGAGAAAAGUCCUCCAGGAACAUGUCAACACUGUACUAGCUGAGGCACAUGAGGUGGAGCUGAGAGAAUUGGAGGAAAAGUACCUAUCCAGAGUGAACAGUGUGGGUCAGGGGCACAGGGACGCACAGCAAGUCAACGAGGAGGAGAAUCGACUGCAAGAGCUGAGGCUGUUAUUGCAGGCCAAGCAGAGGUGGCGUGCCCAAGACAGGCAUGCUGCUGCCAUGAAAGAGCUGACUGAUAACCAACUGAAGAAAAAGCAGUCUAGAGAGCAAGCUCUUCACUACAGGCAGCAGGCUCUUCAGGCAGAGAAGAGGAGGGCAAACCAACUGGCCACUACCAAAUCUCCUACCAAUAAGAUGAUUGUCAUGGAUUUUGCAGUUGAUCGAGGUCGUCGUGUGCAGUUCAAGGAGGCUGACAGUUUCUCCAGCAGUUACUAUCACAUCCACAACCCUGUCGUACAGAGACUGGGAACCUCUGAUGCAGCACAGCCAAAUGCUCAAAAGAUGGCCGAGCUGCAAAUGGAGCAAGACGACAAAACUAAACAAAGUGUGGCUGCCCUACAGCAGGAGCAUGAUGAGAAGGCCAGACUGAGGUACAAGCACGCCAUGGCCAAAGUCAAACUGGAAAAGGAGAGAGCUCAAAUGCUGGUUGAGUUAAAGAGCCUAGAAAGGGAAGACAGAUCCACCAGGCAAAAAUCCCUUGCUAAAAUGCCUACAAACAUGUUUCAGCCUACCCACCAAAGAAUUGAAAUGGCCUCUGAGCAGCAGAGAGAAAUGGAGGGAGCUUUUGAGAGACUGUUUGUCCGACCACAACCACAACAAGGUGCUUCAGUAUCACACAGCCUGGCAGAUCAUUCUACGCUCUCCUCCUUGCCAGAUCUCUCCAUAACUGAUCAGAGUUCCACCACACACAGUGAACCUUUGCCAGAGGGAGAUAACUACCUGCGGAUUUUGACAGCUUCUCCCAAGGCCACUCCGGACAGUGGUGUACACAUUAACAGUAGUGUACCGUCCACAGAGGAGUCAGUUCAGCCUCAGAGCACUCAGGAGUACGAUGGUGGCAUGACUGAUGAGACUGAGAAUGUUACUGGCAGGCACGAUAUACUACACACUCGAGAUAGCAUGACAUCUUCAUUAAGCUCCUCUAAUGACGAUUCCAGACCCCACCAACUCUCACAAUCGAGACAAGCCUGGCCAGCUUCACAAGGGGCAGGCAUUAACAGCAGUGAAGGUGUGUCUACCAGAGGAGCAUCCACUCAGACCCAUCGCCCCAAGCAGUACCUUGUCAGACCCAGCUUUGUUUUGGAUAGGCCUGAGCUCACGGUGACAGACACGACUUCCUCUGAUGACCAGAGCACAGGAGGAGGGGCCACUGGUGAGAGGAGGGGACCAGCAAAGAGUAGGAAAGGUGAGGGAAUGAAGACACUCCUCUCAAUGAUUCAAGCCCAACAUCAAUCCUGGAAUGAUCGUCUCAAAAAAAGGGAAGAGCUCAUCAAACCUCUCUCACAGUCAGAGGACGAGGGCACUGUGGACUCACUCUCAGUCUACUCACUCUCAACAAGGGAGUCAACAGCGUCCCCCAGUGAACAAGUACAGCAUCCAACUCAACAAUCUGACCUUUCAACUAGCUCUAACCAACUCAGCAUUUCUCAAUAUCAAGCAUCUCUUGAAGCCUCAACACUUCCAAUGGCUCCCCUAUCCCCACCACCACACUCUCACGCCAAGGCUCCGCAAUCUGACCUUUCAACUAGCUCUAACCAACUCAGCAUUUCUCAAUAUCAAACAUCUCUUGAAGCCUCAACACUUCCAAUGGCUCCCCUAUCCCCACCACCACACUCUCACGCCAAGGCUCCGCAAUCUGACCUUUCAACUAGCCCUGACCAACUCAGCAUUUCUCAAUAUCAAACAUCUCUUGAAGCCUCAACACUUCCAAUGGCUCCCCUACCCCCACCACCACACUCUCACGCCAAGGCUCCGCAAUCUGACCUUUCAACUAGCCCUAACCAACUCAGCAUUUCUCAAUAUCAAGCAUCUCUCGAAGCCUCAACACUACCACCACACUCUCACGCCAUCGCAACUCAGUCUGAUAUUUCAACUAGCUCUAACCAACUCAGCAUUUCUCGAUAUCAAACAUCUCUUGAAGCCUCAACACUUCCAAUGGCUCCCCCAUCCCCACCAUCACACUCUCACGCCAAGGCUCCACAACCAUCACACCUUCACACCAAGCCUCUCACAAUACCUCACCCCCUAGCUCGACACACACAAAAGUACGAGUCAACUACAAACACGCAAGUCGAACCCACUUCUCCACAACCGCCCCCAACAGCAAAUCCUUUUCAAGAAUAUGCCCACACUUUAAUUGUCAAUGAGAACAUCCCAGAGACUGUAUUGUCAUCCAGCGCUGCACACAAACCAUUGCUCUCAGUCAGUGUCGACUCUGAGGACAAGUUUGAUAGCUGCCUGUCUUCACCACGUGUACAGCUGCCACUCUCAGCACCUCCUACAAGUGCAACACAAUCCAUGAAUAUUCACUCCACAAACACAUACGAGGACUCGCCAAAUAUGCUCGAAUCAUCAAGUUUAGAAUUCACUCCACUUCCUAUGGACAACAGAGACGUCACUCUCCCACAACACUCUGAUGACAAUCCUGAACUCUCUAUACUAACGCUGGACAGCACACAACUGAGCCUCACAGCCCCCUCUCCACUCGUCACACACACUACCACUCACCGAGAGCCUAUCAACACAGUCUACGAGCCUCCCACACAGACGAGCCCUUUAAUGGCUACCUCAACACAACCUGAACCUCACGAGAGUGCUGCUAAGGAGUUGAGUAUUCUAGAUACGAUUGAAGAAACCGAUACUGAGAUGGUGAACAAUUCCGACUCGUUUAGAGGAGAUAGGAUGCAAGAUGAGCCACCACUGAGUAUUACUGGUCUGGACAGCACUGAUUACAGCCAUCUAAUAACCCCUGGCCUGGCUGAGACCACACAUAGCCCUCAGCACACCUCUCCUGUGAAUGAGCAGUCAAUCCAAGCCCCCACAACUCAAAGUACAUGUAUUAUGAGGAAAUACAAUUCUCCUACUACUGAAACUAUGACUGCCAUGCCGUAUUCACCAACUGUACGCUCUGGACUCGGUCUACAAGAAGCUUUUAUGGAAAAAGAUGAUUCUUCUCCCACUGAAACUACAACUGCUGUGCUGUAUUCACCAACUGUACAUUCUGAACUCAGUCUACAAGAAGCUUUUAGGAGAAAAUUUGAUACUCCCACUUCUGAAACUACGAAUGCUGUGGUCAAUACACCAACUGCACACUCUGGACUCAGUCUACAAGAAGCUUUCCUACGUAGAAAGAAAGAAUUUGUCAAGAAAUCGCAACGAAGACUUAAACAAAUCAAGGCCACCAUUGAAAAGCAGAAAGCUCAACAAACAUCAACUUCGAAACCGACUUCUGGUCACAAGCACAGCACUGGUGAUACAUAUACGUCAAAAGAGUCUACUUCCAAAUCCUUAUUUGGUAGUCUCCAGAGACAGGAACUGGAAUCUGGAGUAGAGAACCGGCGACGUGUGGUGACCUUCUCAAGCCCUUUACUUCAGAACCCUGAUAGUACUGGGACUUUCAAACCACCAGUCAGACAUAGAGGCCAACCUACUGACUGGAUGUCCUCUCAUGAUAGGGAGCGGAUAAAAAAGACGGAAAUGAGAGAGAGAAACAAAAGGUUUUAUUAUAAGCUGCCUGAAGUGCGUAAGAGGAUGGAAGAGGAAACAAGGAAGCAAGUAUACAGUGUCAACAGGGACAAGGCCCGGAGCUAUCAAGAGAAAAUUCGUUCUAAAAUGAAGAGUCAAAGAGCAGUAGCAGGGAAGACACAGCCAAAAGUAGUAACAGAUACAUGUAGCACAAAAACAAAGACUAAACCACCAUUUAAGUGACAUUUUUAGAAAUCUAAAUAAUUAUUGUUUUUGACAUCUAGCUACUACAAAAGGACAAGUGUUUGUGACUAUUAUAAAAGUUUACAUUGACA